Molecule: messenger RNA, 636 nt
Organism: Camelina sativa (false flax)
Lineage: Eukaryota; Viridiplantae; Streptophyta; Magnoliopsida; Brassicales; Brassicaceae
Source: RefSeq, a predicted model, not a curated record
AUGUUCCCCUCUGAACCGCCUGUUGUAUGUGAAUUUGACUGGGAGUUUGACGAACUUCAGGAAUUUGUCGAUAAACUGGUUGAAGAAGAACAAUUACCAGCUGAACAGAAGGAUGAAUUCAAAGAAUAUGUCAAAGAGCAAGUUCGAGCAGCUAAGAAAGCAAACCGAGAGGCGAAAGAGGCUCGAAAGAAAGCCAUAGAAGAAAUGAGUGAAGACACCAAGCAAGCCUUUCAAAAGAUGAAGUUCUACAAAUUCUACCCUCAGCCUUCACCAGAUACACCAGACGUCUCUGGUGUCAAGUCGCCGUUCAUUAACCGGUACUAUGGAAAAGCUAAUGAAGUCCUUUGAAGUAAUCAAAUCUUUCAGAACUCAGAAUAGCUUUUCUUGGCAGCUUCAACAGUAUUGAAACUUAUCUAGUCACAGGUGCUCUCAGAAACUCUUUGAGCUAUUAUUAUAGGGAGUUAAAAAGUCAAGUUUGGGCGACAAAAAGUGUCUUUUGUUACAUUUAUGAGCUUGUAUUCUCUCCUCUAGAAAUACUUGAGAUCUUUAGAAGAGUCACGGGAACCAAAUUCUUUUUGCGGAAAAUUGGAGACAGCUUUCUUUAUAUUUCAAUUUCAACCCUUGAAGUUUUUUUCA